UAGUUUUUAUCCUCCUAGAAUUCAUCUGUUCACCACUGUUUUUCUUCUUCCCUCUCUCCCCCCUAAAUGGGCCACGACUGGGUUCGUGAUGAACGCAGGACGAGAUUCGUUGCGAACCCAGACGACCUGGGUUCCUCAUGAACCCAGCAAGGGGUUCAAAGCAAACCCAGACGAUCUGGGCUCAUCGCGAACCCAGACGAACCCAGAUCUGGGUUUCUGAGGAACCCAGCACUGGGUUUGCCUCCUCUAUCCUCCUUCCUUCAGUAUUCCGACAUUCUCUACUUCCAUUUUUGUCAUUCUUUCCCUUCUCCAUCCCCCUCCCUCCGUAUAAUAACUUGAAUAUACGGAACACACUUUUUCAAUUAACUGCACACUGCACACACAUAAUCAUUGAAAACGAAACGACAAUCAAAAUCAAUCAAAACAAUAACAAAAUGCUCAGAAGAAUCUGGGUUUGUGAAACCUGAAUAUGGGUUUUUUUAAUCCAAAUCUUGUUCGUUGAACCUAGAAAUGGUUUCUUUCAAAUCUAGUGAUUUGAAUUUUCAAAGAGAGAAGGAGAGGUAGGACCGGACUGCUGGGAAAGGAAAAGGGAGUAAGUGAGUGGCUAGAGAAAGGAUAGGAAAGGGGAGAUCGACAAUGAUAGAGGAGAAAGGAAGAUGAAUGGUCAGAGAGAGGCAUUGGCAUUUAACCUUUAUUUUUUCCUAAUAAACUUUCUCUUGUGGUUUCUUUGUGCAGGUUGGACAACUCAAUUUCUCCCGAAGUAAAUAUCGUGAACCAGCUAAUAACGGCAGUCACUCCUCUUGUGCAACAAAAUCCUGUACUCAAUGCGUUCUGGCCUUCUUUCAUGUCAUCCAUAUAUUGUAUAAUGAUGAUGUUGCGUACUGUAACACAACUUAUACAAGUUGCCAAUGUUCGCCUUCAUCCCGAUUUCGGCACAGACUUCUGGAGUAAAAUCCUGGAGACAAUCACUUUCCUGACAAGCUCAUUGGCUGUAAUUUCCCUCCUCUCAAUUAACAAACCAUAUAUCGCCUUGUUCUGGUUUAUUGUAUGGCUCCUCUAUGCUGCACACCGUAUUCACACCUUGAUUCUGGACUUAAACCGACCAACGUUGCCCAUUACCAGCCACAGCUACGUGGGAUCCAAUUCUAAUUACGUCACUACAAUUAUUGGAAAAAUGAAAUUUUGGGCUACAAACUUGCUCCAGUGGUGUGCUGCAGUACUAAUUCCAAUGGUUCGUCCUAGGAGAAUGCUUGAUCGCCCCAUUGGUGACAGGGUCCAGCAGGUUGAUGUUUAAAUUAGUUUCAAAUGUGUAUUUUUUUAUUUUUUAUUUUUUUGUUCUGAUAAAAAAAUGUUUAGUGUUGUAUGUUAUAUGUAUCAUUUGGUAGGUGGAGUAUUUCUUAUAUCUACACCAUUCCGUUUACAUUUGGCUAUCAAGAAAAGAAAAAUCGAUUUAAGCA
This is a messenger RNA of Rubroshorea leprosula, 1457 nucleotides long. The record is from the annotation of a GenBank genome assembly. NCBI's taxonomy places the organism in Eukaryota, Viridiplantae, Streptophyta, Magnoliopsida, Malvales, Dipterocarpaceae.